GGAAUGAAAAAAUAGGGAAAGUGAAAAAUUUUCGUUCAACUUCGUUCACCCUUUUUUAUUCAAUACAAUCAUUUCUCUCUUCCACCUCUUCAACUCUGUUCGACCUUUUUUUUGUGUCAUUAUAUUUCUCAAUUUUUAAUGACUUUUCUUUUCCAUAUGAAUCUUUUUACUUUUAUACAACAAAUCUUUUGGGUUGAAGAAAGAAAAAUCGUAGACCAAAGGAUUAGAUAUGAGAGAAUUUUGAUUUUUUUUUUUCAUUUUUCAUAUUCUUUUCUUUCCUUUUUUUGCUCCGCCUUGGCUCGCAACGUUCCUCUUCUCUCUCCCUUUCUUCACUCUUCAUGUUUUCAUUUUAUUUUUUGUUGGUUUGAAUUAAUUUUGAGGGAAUUUGAUUUGGUUUUUUAGGCGUUGAGUAAGAUAGCGUGUAAUCGGCGCAGAAAGAGCUGGUGGAGUGGUAGGUCAACCCUCAUUCCAGUUUUAAACACAAAGUCAUCGAUAAUCUUCAAGAGUUGUUCAUUGAUUCGUAAAAUUUUCUCUUUUUUUUAUAUCUUCGCCUUUCCGUUAUUGAUUUCUUUUAAAUGGUACCUUUUUUUAUUGUAUUGAAAAAAAUCAGGUAGAUAAUCGAAGAAAAUGGAGUUCCGGGAACUUUAUACGCCAAUGAAACCUAUCAGCAUCAAGAGGAUUUCCCUGAAUAUUACCCUAUGGAAGCCCCUGGUUUAGUUUUUAUUCAAAAACCACCUUCAGCAUACCCAAAAAGCUUCCAUAGUCACACUUCUCCACUACUAAAGCCUCUCAUCUUGAAAUGCAACAGUACCUCAGCAGAGUAAGAAUCAAGGCUUGAACAAUGCCUUUUUAUGGUAUUGAUAGCUAAUGCUUUGUUUUAUCAGUUAAAUUCAUUGCAUAGAAUGCUUACUGGUUAAAGUUUGGUUGUCUUAUAUUAGUUCAUUUUAGUUGAUUUAUAAAGUUUAGUUUUGUAUAUUGCGGAUUAUUCUAAUAAAGUUCAUAAAAUAAAAUAACGUCAGUUUAAAUAUUGAGAUAAAAUAGAUCAAGGUUAUUAGAAUCUUAUUUGCAAUGUAAUUUCUUAAUCUUGCUAUCUAUGGCAACUUAAUGUUUGCACAAAAUAAUUUGUAAAAUGUAUAAUUUAUCAACUUUUUUGAAUGUUCAAGGUCGAUAUGAGAAUUUAUAUAUAUCAAACCUUAGAUAUUCUUAUAUAUUUUAUAAAGACGGCUUAUUUUGUGCCUUCAAAUUUAUAAUUAAUUAAAUCUAUAAAAUUAAUGCUAAAACUGAACUUUUGUUGUCAAGAAGAUUAAUAAUCUUAUUACAUAUUAAUUCGUUCAACUUUUUAGAUUUUAUUGUAUUGUUUAUAUAUAUAUAUAUAUAUAUAUAUAUAUAUAGUCAUUAUCGUCAUCAACAUGAUUUUGCUAAUCUCAUGCAUGGCUAAAGAUUAAAUCUUGAGUUUACUGUUUAAACAAGAAAAAUGUACCUGCAGUGGCACAAUGCUAGUCUAUAAUUAAAAAGACAGGCCUUAUUUUUUUGAAAUCUAUAAUUAAACCGACCUAUAAGCACAAUCCUAGUCCUAGUAUUGUUUGGAGUUUUAAUGUAUAUAAAGAUAUAGAAAGAGAGCUAAAGGUUUUGCUCCAGAGAAUAUUUGAGAAAACAAGAAAUAGAAAAAAGUUAGGCGUUCUGAUUCUGUUAAUGAUCCAUGGAUUCUCGUGUAUGGUACUGUUUCGAAACAUGGGAAGGUGGUGGAAAGUACUUUUUGGAAAUAUGGGAAGGUGAACUUGUGGAUGAUCAAAUCCCAGAUGACUACGAAGGUGAAUUUAUUGAUGACAAUUGUUAUAAGGGUCAAUUUCGUUGUUGCCGUGGUUUGAUCGAUCGCCAGGAACCUGAUUCCAUCAAGUUGGCUGCACUAUUCGAGCAAAAACUGCUCCACCAGUCCUCCUCUUACACACCGUGUGGGCAGGAAGUCCCCGAAUUGGUCAUGGUCGAGAUUAAGUGUAACAUCGUCAACUUUACCGAGGCUUUGCUGAGAGAUGAACGCAACAUGAAUCGAAGAAAGUUCCUGAUUGUUGCGAAGUUUGGAGCAUUUAUGACAACGAGAUAUAACGAUGAUGAUGGUGAGCUAGAGGAGGAGAAGGAGGAGGAGAAUAUAGUCGGAACAUUAGUUAUAACAAGAUAUAAUGAUUCUGUUGAUGAUGAUGAUGAUGAUGAUGAUAUUGAGUUCGAGGAGGAGGAUGAGGAUAUGGAUGGAGACAUAUCAACGGAAGUUAACGAUCAAAUCGGGUUUGUUCCAGCUAGUGAGGCAAGCAUUGAAGCGUUGCAGAAUGUUUCUGGUUUGGACAACAACAGUGAAUGUGUUAUUUGCCUUGGAAGGAUAAAGGGGGAGGAAUUAGCUAAAAGCGUGCCAUGCGGUCAUGUAUACCAUGGAGACUGCAUUGUUCAAUGGCUGGAGACGAGUCAAUUGUGUCCAUUAUGUCGCUAUGCCAUGCCAAUUGAUGAAUCCCAUUAAUUCCCAUAUUGUUUUUUAUUUUUGCCAUGUAUGCUCUUAUAUUUCAU
Durio zibethinus is the source of this 2553-nucleotide messenger RNA. The record is from RefSeq and is a predicted model, not a curated record. Lineage: Eukaryota; Viridiplantae; Streptophyta; Magnoliopsida; Malvales; Malvaceae.